CUAGACGUCGCCGUUGUUCUCUUUUCUCUCUACCGUGUAGCUGCUGGGUCACGUGACGCAUCUGUCAGAGGACAGUAUGGCGGACAUGCAUGUGGACCCUCGAAACAAAUUUCACCGAUUGUCCAGCUAACGCCGCCGUGAGAAAACAUCGAUACCACGCGCAGAGCUGGACCGGCGGUGCCCGAAGAGACAGCAGAAUGGACGAGGAGAACAAACUUCAGUUCCCGUGUCUGCCCGCGACCAAGGAGGACCUCCUGGACUGGGCUUAUCCAAUGAGACGGGAAAUGCAGGAGAUAUUACCGGGACUCUUUUUAGGUCCCUACUCUAGUGCAAUGAAAAGCAAGCUACCAGUUCUUGAGGGACAAGGCAUAACACAUAUAGUGUGUGUCCGCCAAGACAUUGAGGCCAAUUUUAUCAAACCUAAUUUCCCCCAUACAUUUAGAUACCUUGUAUUAGACAUUGCUGACAAUCCAGUGGAAAAUGUAAUACGGUUUUUCCCUAAGACUAAAGAAUUUAUUGAUAGCUGCUUAGCAACAGGAGGGAAGGUACUGGUUCAUGGUAAUGCAGGAAUAUCAAGAAGUGCUGCCCUAGUGAUUGCAUACCUUAUGGAAACAUUUGGGAUGAAAUACAGGGACGCGUUUAGCCACGUCCAGGAGAGGAGGUUCUGCAUCAAUCCGAACGUGGGCUUUGUGCAUCAGCUGCAGGAGUAUGAGGCCAUCUACCUAGCCAAACUGACCAUUAAAAUGAUGUCACCGAUGCAGCUGGGCAGGUCCUUCUCCCUACAAGCUGGGAUGCCAGGAAGCCGUAAGCGCAGCCUGGAGGAAGACGAAGACUUUGGAGCAAUGCAGGUCACAGCAGCACAGAUAAGCUGAUGAGCUUUGCUGACAUUUAGCUGUGCGGUGCUGUGCACUAAAUCAUUGGAUAAUUUUUGUUUUGUUUUAACUGGGAUUUAAAAUGUAAAUAUCUCCAGUUUCUAUGGAGAAGUGACGAGAGUGGCAUGGGGUCCGCUCAUGUCUGAAAUGGAGUACUGAAGGGAGAUGGUCAAAGUUGGUGACUUUUUUUGUUUUUUUUUCCUUGAGCUGUAUGCACUGAUGGGAGAUUUUUUGCAGUUUUAUAGUAUUUAAAGCAUUUUGCAUUUGCAGCAGGACAGUAUUGCAAUAAUGCACUUUCGAUACUUGAAUUUGUGUGGACGACCAGAAGGGGGCAGUAGCUGGGAUGACACCCAGUGGAGGAGAUGUGAAAAGGGUUAGUUAAUGCCUUUAUUUUGGGAGUAAUAGGAGUAUGGACUAAUAUAAGACAGUGUAAUUGUAAGGAAUGGAAAUUAACUUGCUGCUUAAUAAAAAGUCUGUCC
This is a messenger RNA of Monopterus albus (swamp eel), 1351 nucleotides long. It is a transcript of the gene styx, whose product is annotated as serine/threonine/tyrosine interacting protein. Lineage: Eukaryota; Metazoa; Chordata; Actinopteri; Synbranchiformes; Synbranchidae. The transcript has 11 exons. The record is from RefSeq and is a predicted model, not a curated record. The coding region runs from base 90 to 872 and encodes 260 amino acids. Gene Ontology annotation, molecular function: F-box domain binding. Gene Ontology annotation, cellular component: cytoplasm; nucleoplasm. Gene Ontology annotation, biological process: negative regulation of protein binding; negative regulation of SCF-dependent proteasomal ubiquitin-dependent catabolic process; regulation of ERK1 and ERK2 cascade.